AUUAAAGGGCUGUGUGGACACAUUUGGAGGCAGGUUCUAUGACUGGAACAUAACGUCACCUGAGAAAACAACCCUGAGCUGGAGCAGGACCAAGACAAAAUGGCUGCUUCUCAGGGACCGUUGUCCUUUAGGGAUGUGGCCGUAGACUUCUCUCAGGAGGAGUGGGAAUGCCUGGACCCAGCUCAGCGGACAUUGUACCUGGAUGUGAUGUUGGAGAACUACAGGAACCUGGUUUCCCUGGGUGACGAUGACUUCGUUCCAGAGCUCCUCCUCCAGCCCCUGGCUAUUUUAUCUGAGGACAACCAGGCUUCUUUGCAAAAGCCAAAACUGGAAGAUUUAUUCCCUGAAAUAAUACUGAGGAAGGAAAUGUGCCUCAGAAGCGUGGGUGAUGUGAGCUGAUUAAAGGGCUGUGUGGACACAUUUGGAGGCACGUUCUCUGACUGGAACAUAGCGUCACCUGAGAAAACAACCCUGA
Molecule: messenger RNA, 475 nt
Organism: Molossus molossus (Pallas's mastiff bat)
Lineage: Eukaryota; Metazoa; Chordata; Mammalia; Chiroptera; Molossidae
Product: zinc finger protein 677-like
Exons: 4
Coding region: 100-399 (99 amino acids)
Biological process (GO): regulation of DNA-templated transcription
Source: RefSeq, a predicted model, not a curated record